UUCCGAGAUCUAGAUAGAUCAUUUGAUUAACCUUGGCAUAUUACAAUCCUGGAUCACCCAGAAUUUUCAAGCGCUUGUGAAGCUGUGCGGCCUGAACUAGUUAGUUGUGUUGUAGCUUGUGAUUGUGAUAUUAAGAAACUGGAACCGCCAGUGAGCCUCAGGACUUGAGAGAAAUUAUGGUUAAUUAUGCCUAAUUGUUGUCCGGAUGCAGGAGGUGAUGUAUGGAGCACGUGAAAAGGCCGGUCUGAAACGGCAAAGCUCCAUCGGAAGUUCCACGAACGGGCCCAGCGAUUUGCAGUAGGAACUGAUGGAGAUCCCGUCCGAGCCCACCACUACAUACAUCGCUUCCAGCUUUGCUGCUCGGCUUGUCAAAAUCUUGUCAGGUGAGACGCUUCAGCAUGCUCAUCCACAGGCGGAGGUUUGAGAUGCAGACAUCGAUCGAGCGAUAAACGUGGCUUGGCCCAAGGAGAUUUCCCUUCAUCCAUUAUCGUAAGCCACCUUCUUUUAUUGAAGUGCAACAUCUGGGUGUCAACGUAGAACUUGGAAGCCGGAGAAGAAUCUCGGAGAAGUAGAAAAGUAGAAAAGUUUGGAAAAGGAAGAUUCUUUGAGAAUUGACAGUUACCCGUAUCGUACGUACUGUAGUUUCUCAAGCUGACGCAAGUGUUAUUAUUUGUCUAGAGUUUAAUCAAAGUCCACAUACUUUGCGUACGCAUCAUCGUGCUGUUAGCACAACCAACAACCACUACGAAGCACUACGGAGUAAGUCGUCCAUUUUUCUUUGGAUCCGAAACAGUGGGGAGGAUUUAGAUCUUUGUCUAUGGAGCACAGGGGUAUUAAUCGGCGAUCCCAGUGGCCCUGUCAUCCACGAAUGAUGCUUGUGCGUCGCCGUAAGCUUUUAGAAAGUCGAAUGGAAAGUGUGAAGAGAUGUGCGACGAUGUGCAUGAUCAGGGGUUCUUUGUGUAUCAUGAAGACUCAACGAGGAAAUCUGCUCCGUUAAGAACGAAAGCAUGCAAAUCUUAUAAGGAGUACAGUGCGCAUAUCGGAAAUGUCUUAGCUAAAAAGUCAAAACACUACUAAAAUUGAUAUCCUGGCAAAUAUGUCAUAAAAAAAAGCCGUUGAGUUUUCAGCAAGGCCUAUCCAUGAAUCUCACGUGGCGAUGAUGAACCUCCAUAUCAACCUUUUCCUUGUCUCAAUGUGGGAAGCUUGAGAGACAUAAAUUUGGACCUGAUGCCGAUGGGCCAGAAAUCCAAACUAAGAUUGUUCGAAUCUUGGAUCAUUCCGAUGAGAUCAGCUCGUGUUCGGGGGAAAGUGUCACCAGGAAGUGAUCAACACCAAGUCUGUCAAAAUCCCUGGCAAUAGUAAUCCCCAUAUAAUUUUGAUCUUCAGCAGUAGUGGAUGGAAAGUUGGUAGACACGAUCUCUUGUUCCUUUUAGUGGUUUGUC
Molecule: messenger RNA, 1442 nt
Organism: Sclerotinia trifoliorum
Lineage: Eukaryota; Fungi; Ascomycota; Leotiomycetes; Helotiales; Sclerotiniaceae
Source: the annotation of a GenBank genome assembly